Molecule: messenger RNA, 1395 nt
Organism: Desarmillaria tabescens
Lineage: Eukaryota; Fungi; Basidiomycota; Agaricomycetes; Agaricales; Physalacriaceae
Exons: 3
Coding region: 348-1097 (249 amino acids)
Source: RefSeq, a predicted model, not a curated record
GAAAGCAAUUAAGCGGCCCCCAUCAUACGUCCGCAGUCUUGCGUAGAGAUAUGCAGUCUGAUACCGUUCGAGGACUCUGUUUCCCUGCUACUACACCCGACACCCGGGAUUUACACUACAAGUCAACAUCUCUUCAUCCGCGAUGCUUCGUCCGCUCCCUGCUCCCUGACCCUCUCCGCGUACCUUCAUUCUAGCUGCCUGCUUCCCCUCGUCUUACACCGACUGGCCGAGGCGCGCCCCCUUCACAACGUGAACCCCGAACGCGUAUCCAUCCCACGCCAACCGACUCUGCUUGUCGUGCAGCAUGCGUGGUCCCCUCAGCCAAGAGCGCAGCGCAUCCUCCCGUCAUGCCUGCCCUCUCCCUGGACUUAGCACUACAAGUUUGCAUCUCUUCACCCGCUCCCCGACCCUUGACCCUCCCCGCGUGCCUUGUUCCUCUUCUUCUCCCGCGUACCUUCAUGCUCGCUGUCGUCUCCCCUUACACUGACCAAGACCCUGGCGUAGUCCUCAGCUUACGCUCACCAUCCCCGAUCCUCUCAACCAAGAGCGCAGCCCUCUCAUCAUGCCUGCCCUCCAACAUCUCUCAGCAUCUCUUCAUCCGCGAUGCAUCCUUCCCCUCGACUCUCCCUCUACAACUUAGCAUCUCUUCAUCUUACUCCCCGAGCCCCGACCCUCCCCUGCGUACCUUGUUCCUCCUCUUCUCCCGCGUACCUCCAUGCUCCCACAGUCUGCUUCCCUUCCUCUUGCGUGCGCCACCCUCGACGCGGGUAUCUAUUCCACACCGACUGACCCUGCGUGACACGCAGCAUCCGCGGUCUCCUCGCAGCGCACCCUCCCGUCAUGCCUGCCCUCCAACGUCUCGUAAAAUAAUAUUAUAUUCGAUCCCCCCCACCCUCCCAUCACAUAUCAAUGAUAUCGACGGUUUCUUGGGCGGCAGGCAUUUCGACACAGCCAGCAGCCUAUACUUGUUAUUCAUGGAUGGUAUACUUAUAGUGUACGAAUGCCCGCGUUACGGGCAACAAAACACCGGUGAUGGGAUUAUAUUGUACAUUGUAUUGGAUUGUAUUGCGUCCUCUCCGAGUCGGCAAUCUACAUAGCAUCGCUACAUGUCGACCCCUCAAAGGCUGACUAUCACCCUCCCUCCAAAAUUACUGGCAGUUCUCGUAUAGCGCAGCGUUUAUCCAACACAUCUUUCUCCCUGCCCUUGUCCCUCGUACCUCUCAAAGGUCUCGUGCGUCCUGCUUCUUUCGUUUCCUUUGUUCCUUUCAUGUCCCUUCCCUUUCUCUACAUUGAAUAACAGUCCAGGCCCUUUAGUUUCUCCCUUCCUUUCUUACGGCGGGCAUUUAAGUUCAACGUAGCAUCCCUCCCCUUUGUCUCGGCAACGACUCCCAUUAU